Drosophila persimilis is the source of this 1444-nucleotide messenger RNA. It is a transcript of the gene DnaJ-H, whose product is annotated as dnaJ homolog subfamily A member 2. Gene Ontology annotation, molecular function: Hsp70 protein binding. Gene Ontology annotation, cellular component: cytosol; cytoplasm. The record is from RefSeq and is a predicted model, not a curated record. NCBI's taxonomy places the organism in Eukaryota, Metazoa, Arthropoda, Insecta, Diptera, Drosophilidae. The transcript is spliced from 3 exons. Gene Ontology annotation, biological process: protein refolding. Bases 61 to 1239 code for a protein of 392 amino acids.
AUUUGGUUGGUUGCUAAAAACAAUGCACGGCUGCUUUAGUUUGUAGGGGGUUGAACAAACAUGGACAAUUUGAACCUAUAUGAAGUGCUGGGCGUUGCUCCGGAUGCAACCGAGGAAGAAAUUAAAAAGAACUAUCGCAGAUUGGCCAAAGAAUUCCAUCCAGAUAAAAAUCCCGAUGCUGGUGACAAGUUCAAGGAGAUUGCUUUUGCCUAUGAGGUGCUGUCCGAUCCGGAGAAACGUCGUAUAUACGACCGUCAUGGCUUAAAGGGUCUGCAGGAGGGCGUCGAAGGUUUUGCCGAUGCCUCCGAUCUCUUGAAUCAAUGGUUUCCAUUCGGUGGUGCUGCCGGCGGUCGUCCCAAGCGGGAGGGAAAAGUUGUCAUCAAACUGGAGCUAACGCUGGAGGAGAUUUAUAGUGGUGGCAUGAAGAAAACGGUUGACUACAAUCGCCAGAAGUUGUGCAGCAAAUGCAACGGCGAUGGUGGGCCCCAGGACGCACAUGAGAGCUGUGAGGCUUGUGGCGGUGUCGGACGAGCAGCUGCUUUCACCUUCAUGGGGCUAAGCCCCUUCAAUGCAAGCUGCCCGGCGUGCGAUGGACGUGGUUUUACCAUCAAAGACAACAUGAAAUGUAGCCCAUGUCGUGGCAGUGGCUUUGUGGAGGAGAAAAUGAAACGGGAUCUGAUUGUGGAGCGUGGAGCUCCACACAUGCUGAAGGUGCCCUUCAACAAAGAGGGGCAUCAGAUGCGUGGCGGCGAAUAUGGCGAUCUGAUUGUUGUGCUCGUCCAGCAAGACCAUCCAACCUUUCAACGACGUCACGCUAAUCUCUAUAUGAGGGACCUGGAGAUUAGCAUAACCGAGGCUCUCUGCGGCUAUACGCAUUGUUUCGAGCAUCUGGAUGGCCGACCCGUAUGUUUGCGCACCGAACCUGGGGAGGUAUUGCAGCACAAUCACAUCAAGAUGCUGCGUGGCGGCGGCAUGCCCGUUUUCAACUCGCCCACCGACAAGGGUGAUCUUUAUAUGAAGUUUAAGGUGAAUUUCCCUGAGAACAAUUUUGCCACGCCAGUGCAGAUGGCCCAGUUGGAGGAACUGCUGCCGCCCAGGGAACGCAUUGUCAUUCCAGAGGGAGCCGAAUUGGUUGAGAUGACCGACUACAAGCCACAAGCGCGUCCUAAUCCAAGCGGGGAUGAUGACGAGCACGGACAAUCGCCCCACUUUGAGAGCGUCCAGUGCCAGACCGCUUAGUUGUUGUGGUUAUGGCUACUGCAGGCUCUAUACUUUUGCUUCGAUCUUUGGCAGCUUCUGUUCACGCUCAGCGUGGACGAGAUCUGCUUUCUGUUGCCGCUAGUCGUCUUAAUAUGCAUAGUAUUAUUUAUCAUACAGGAAUGUUUGCUGUGAAAAGCGCGUGAUCAAAAUUUUUUUAGUAUACAUAUGUUACUCGUAAGGCACA